This is a messenger RNA of Argentina anserina (silverweed cinquefoil), 1461 nucleotides long. RefSeq names its product UDP-glucose iridoid glucosyltransferase-like. The record is from RefSeq and is a predicted model, not a curated record. The transcript is spliced from 2 exons. Gene Ontology annotation, molecular function: quercetin 7-O-glucosyltransferase activity; quercetin 3-O-glucosyltransferase activity. The coding region runs from base 122 to 1456 and encodes 444 amino acids. Lineage: Eukaryota; Viridiplantae; Streptophyta; Magnoliopsida; Rosales; Rosaceae.
UUACCUAGUAUUACUACAAAUGGAAAUGCUCUGCUUCUAAAAUCUCAAGGGAAUCCCAAACACUAGUGCAUUAAGCCAUCUUUCAUCUUUGUGUGAUAUCUGAGAUUGAAGAAAAACAGAGAUGAAUAAGCUGGUUCUAGUUCCAUGUCCAUACCAAGGCCACAUAAACCCAAUGCUUCAGUUAGGUACGUUUCUUCACUCCAAGGGGUUUUCCAUUACCAUAGUUCACACCCAAUUCAACUCUCCCAGCUCUUCCAACCACCCUGAGUUCACCUUCAUCCCUAUUCCUGAUGGUCUAACGGCUCCUAUAGUCUCAUCUGGGAAUAUUAUAGCUAUUCUGCAGACUAUCAAUGCCUCUUGCGAAGCAAGUUUCGAACAUUGUUUGACCACUCAGAUAAUGAAACAAGAUCCGGAGAAGAAAAUCGCCUGCAUCAUUUACGACGAAUUCAUGUACUUUCCUGCAGCAGCUGCUACUCAUCUAAACAUCCGGACCUUCAUCCUCCGUACUACCGCUACGGCCAAUUUUCUUGCUCGUAGCACUGUCAUAGAACUUCACUCUAAAGGCCUCAUUCCCUUCCCAGAGUCUGUGUCAUCGGACCCGGUGCCCCAACUUCAUCCCAUCAGAUUCAAGGAUCUGCCAAUCUCACCCUGGGAUACAAUAGAGAAGUUUCUGGAACUAAUAGUUAGCUCACAUGAUGUUAGGAGAUCUUCGGCCAUCCUCUGUAAUACCACAGUCUGCCUUGACCAAUCAUCACUAGCACGGGUCCAACAACAUUGCCGAGUACCGAUCUUCUGUAUAGGCCCUCUUCACAAAAUCACAACAGCUGCCUCUAGUAGUUUACUUGAAGAGGACGCGAGUUGCAUCGAGUGGCUUGACAAGCAAGCACCCAAGUCAGUUAUCUAUGUCAGUUUGGGGAGUGUCGCAUGCAUUGGUGAGAAAGAACUUGCAGAAAUGGCUUGGGGAUUAGCUAACAGCAAGCACCCUUUCUUGUGGGUGAUCAGACCUGGCUCCAUUACGGGCUCAGAUUGGAUAGAGCUACUGCCUCGAGAGUUUAGAGAGGCUAUUGGAGAAAGAAGUUUCAUAGUGAAAUGGGCACCCCAAAGGGAAGUUUUGGCUCAUGGUGCUGUUGGCGCGUUUUGGACCCAUUGUGGCUGGAAUUCAACACUUGAAAGCAUAUCCGAAGGGGUUCCGAUGAUUUGCAAACCGUGUUUUAGUGAUCAGAAGGUGCAUACAAGGCAUGUUAGCCAAGUGUGGAAACUAGGUUUAGAAUUGGGGGACGAGUUUGAGAGGGGAGAGAUCGAGAGAGCUGUCAGGAAAAUUCUGGAAAAUAGUGAUGGGGAGGAAAUCAGGGUGAGGGCCAAAGAUAUGAAGGAGAAAAUAGACGUUUCUAUGAGCAAGGGUGGAUCUACCUACAAUUUCUUGAAUGAACUUGUUGAACUCAUUAUGGGAUUCUAAAUUGC